AUGAACGUGCAUGAGAUAUCUGAUGAUGAGUUCGACGACGAUAGAGAUGACAGAAGUGUCACAUUAGACCUUGAUCCCGGUUCUGAAUCGCAAGAAGUCAUUGAUCUGACCGAGGAUACGGAGUUCUCGCUCACAGAAGAUGACUAUCUGACAGACGCAGAGAUCCGACGACUGCUCGGAAACUGGAGAGAGAAUCCAUCACUCUCAACAGCCGGUCACAAUUCCUACAGAACGGUGAAUGACAGGAUCUGGGUUGAGGAUAUUCUCUACGAGAAAGGCCAGUCUGUUAAAUUACGCAAACAGGGGAGAUAUCUGAGAAUCCGCUCUGUCAUUCAAUACACUACCGGGGAGAUCUACUUUCAAGGUUGGAAUAUGAUCAAGACGGCCAGACACAGAGAAUGCUACAUGCCUAAAGGUAGAGACUGGGAUUCUGAACUGGUGUGGGUUACCAAUGAGGAUGCCGCUGAAAUCAGCAUUUUCGAGGUACGAAGGUUCGUGACAAUCCAUUUUACCAACUACUGCGACAUCGCCAGCGAUCGCCACCAGCACCAAGGCCUGUUCUGCCGCUUGAAGGAGACAUUGGGGAAGGGGGGAGGCUCUAUCCAGUAUAUCUCUCACCAUGAAGCAGACGAAGGUUUUAGAUGGAAUACGACCGAGCUGCGCCGUCUAUGGAGGGGAGGCGAGACGCGACCUUUCGGCCAGGCCGAUCGGUUUGCCGCAAAGUUCUCCCAGCCCGUGACCGACCUGACAGGCCCAGAUGACGAAGUGAGCCUUCUAAAAAGACGCAGGUGGUACACAUUUGGUGAUGGCUUCUGCGGCGCCGGAGGAGUCUCCUGCGGUGCCAACCAGGCCGGCCUGGAGAUCAAAUGGGCUUUUGAUGGAUCUCAACACGCCACUGAAAGUUAUCGAUUGAAUUUCGACAAUGCCGAAUGUGAACUUGGUAGAAUCGACCACUUCCUUACCAAUGAUGAAGACUUCCAAAGAGUCGAUGUGAGCCACGGAUCUCCCCCAUGCCAGACCUUUUCACCCGCCCACACGAGCGUGGGUCGACAUGACGAUGCCAACUCGGCAUGUAUCUUCUCCUGUUCCGACUUGAUCAAAACAGCCAAGCCGAGAGUUCAUACGAUGGAGGAAACCAGCGGGCUUUUUGAUCGACAUAAGGAGACCCUGAACCGGGUGAUUCUGGACUUCCUUGAAGCGGGAUACUCAGUACGAUGGGGCCUUCUCUAUUGCGUGGACUACGGAGUCCCUCAGAAUCGUAAAAGAUUGGUGAUAAUCGCUUCCGGACCUGGGGAGCUUCUACCACAAUUCCCCGACCCAACCCAUGGGCCGCGAGAAUUGGGAUUGAAGCCUUUUACCACGAUCAACCAGGCCAUUGCAAGUAUUCCAACAAGAGCCCCGGAUCAUGAUACACAGACAGCGUACCAAGUUCCAAAGGCGCCAUAUGACGGAAAUAAACAAGCGAAGACGAUUACUUGCGGUGGCGGAGAGAACUAUCAUCCCUCUGGUCGCAGAGGAUUCACCAACCGGGAGCUUGCAUGUCUGCAAACAUUCCCACUAGGAUUCCGGUUUGGACGCAUUGAAGUGCGAAAGCAGAUUGGGAACGCCGUUCCUCCGGCGAUGGCCCGGGCGUUGUAUGCGGAGAUCAUUCGGUCUCCCCGCACUUUCCAGUCCCGCAUUGUCUCCGUCUCCAGACCGGGCGCUUCCUUCAUUUCUCGCUCUCCUCUGUCCUCUGCCAACUCCUCAACUCCUCGUACAUCUCGCUUCUCAACCAUGGCUUCGCUUCAACAGGCUGCUCCGGCCGCCCCGGCCGACAAAUCCUACGAUCCCGAGAUCAAGGAUAUGGCCGACUACAUCCACGGCUACAAGAUCGACUCCGAUUUGGCGUUUGACACUGCUCGGUUGGUUUUCCUCGAUACUCUGGGAUGUGGGUUGGAAGCCCUGAAAUUCAAGGAAUGCACCAAGCUGCUGGGCCCCAUUGUCGAAGGCACGGUGGUUCCUAACGGUACCAAGGUGUUUGGUACCCCCUACCAACUCGACCCCGUUAACGGUGCGUUCAACAUCGGCGCCAUGAUCCGCUGGCUCGAUUACAAUGACUGCUGGCUGGCCGCUGAGUGGGGUCAUCCUUCGGACAACCUCGGUGGUAUCCUUGCUGUCGCCGACUGGGUGUCGCGCACCAACCGUGCCGGUGGAAAUGUCGCGGGCGGCAAGAUAUUCACCAUCAAGGACGUUCUGGAGGCUAUGAUCAAGGCCCACGAGAUCCAGGGCGUGUUGGCGCUCGAGAACUCGUACAACCGAGUCGGCCUGGACCACGUGGUGCUGGUCAAGGUGGCCACCACUGCCGUCGUCUCCAAGAUGCUGGGCUUGAGCGAGAAGCAGACCGCCGACGCCAUCACCCAGGCGUGGGUGGACGGCCAGAGUCUGCGAACCUACCGACACUCCCCGAACACCAUGUCGCGGAAGUCCUGGGCCGCGGGUGACGCCUGUCAGCGGGCCGUCAACCUGGUCUUGAAGGUGCAGAAGGGCGAGAGCGGACUGCACACCGUUCUGUCGGCUCCCGUUUGGGGAUUCUACGACGUUCUGUUCAAGGGCAACAAGUUCAAGUUUCAGCGCCCUUACGGCAGCUACGUCAUGGAGAACGUUCUCUUCAAGGUGUCUUAUCCUGCUGAAUUCCACUCGCAGACUGCCAUCGAGGCUGCCCAGAUCAUCAACAAGAAGCUGGCGGCUAUGGGCAAGAGCGCCAAGGACAUCAAGGAGAUCACCAACCGCACGCACGAGGCCUGUGUCCGCAUCAUUGACAAGCAGUUUAAGCCGAUGGACAACUUUGCCGACCGUGACCACUGCGUUCAGUACAUGGUGGCCACCAUGCUUGCCUUCAACCGAUUGACGGCCAACGACUACACCGACGGCUCGGAGGCCGCCACUUCUCCCCUGGUCGAGAAGCUCCGCCAGAGCAUUCGCUGCGUCGAGGACCCCAAGUUCACCCAGGACUACCACGACCCCACCAAGCGCACCAUCCCCAACGCGCUGACGGUCACUCUGAACGACGGCACGGUGCUGGAGGAGGUUGUCGUGGAGGCACCUCUGGGUCACCGUCUGCGUCGCGAGGAGGCCAAGCCCGAGAUUCUGGACAAGUACAAGCGCCACCUGCAGGCGCACUUUGACCAGGCUCGCAUCGACCAGCUGGUUGAGCUGGGACAGAACAAGUCUGCCAUCGAGAACUACGAGGUGGACAAGUACGUUGACCUGUACGUUACGGACAAGAUUGCUACUGCGUAG
This is a messenger RNA of Aspergillus affinis, 3279 nucleotides long. Its product is annotated as C-5 cytosine methyltransferase DmtA. Gene Ontology annotation, cellular component: mitochondrion. The transcript is spliced from 6 exons. Gene Ontology annotation, molecular function: 2-methylcitrate dehydratase activity; methyltransferase activity; 2 iron, 2 sulfur cluster binding. The record is from RefSeq and is a predicted model, not a curated record. The coding region runs from base 1 to 3279 and encodes 1092 amino acids. Lineage: Eukaryota; Fungi; Ascomycota; Eurotiomycetes; Eurotiales; Aspergillaceae.